Messenger RNA from Gossypium raimondii (Peruvian cotton), 416 nucleotides. RefSeq names its product CLAVATA3/ESR (CLE)-related protein 46-like. Lineage: Eukaryota; Viridiplantae; Streptophyta; Magnoliopsida; Malvales; Malvaceae. The transcript has 3 exons. The coding region runs from base 20 to 247 and encodes 75 amino acids. The record is from RefSeq and is a predicted model, not a curated record.
UAUCCAAGUUUUAGCUUAUAUGAUCUUUGCAUUUCUUCUUCUUUCAGCUUCUCAAUCUCAUUUCUCAAUAGCUUUAAGGAUUCCAGCCAUUGAAACAGUUGAUUAUGAUUUGAAGAUUAGUACUGCAAGACAAACACAAAAUCCUUCCAACAGGUUCUCGUUAGCUUGGGUGAAAGACGACAACAUGCGAAAGGUUCCAUCUGCCCCAAACCCCAGUGGGAACCGCCAUCCGCCAUCCAAACCAUGAAUAUCAAGGAUUCAACCCUUUGAUAUUUCCUUAUUUUGAUCAACAGUUUUGCAUAUUGUGAUAGACAUUUCCAUUGCUUAAUUUUUCCUGUAUUUGCAUUCUAUAAGGGUUUCAGUGUAUAAUAUAGGUGGUUCUAUUUCAAUGAAUACCAUUGUUUCUCUUUGCUAAA